Messenger RNA from Linum tenue, 1686 nucleotides. Lineage: Eukaryota; Viridiplantae; Streptophyta; Magnoliopsida; Malpighiales; Linaceae. The record is from the annotation of a GenBank genome assembly.
UUUUAUCCUGUAUAUAAGAUCGUCUCUCCAGCAAAAAGGAUACCUCUAUGCAAAGGGAGAGAGACGAGCAGUUGAAAAUUCUUCAGUAGCAGGAGACAAUAACCGCAGACUCUCUCCCUGCCGAAGCGGAUUUCUCGCUCACUGAAGUGCUGCAACCAUGUUUGGGCGUGGAGGUCCUAGGAGUAGUAGCGAUAAUUCCAAGUACUAUGAUGUUCUCGGUGUCCCAAAGACCGCUAGUGCUGAUGAACUGAAGAAGGCCUACAGAAAAUCUGCCAUUAAAAACCAUCCAGACAAAGGUGGAGAUCCUGAGAAGGCAUGACAUGUCAAAUUUAUGCCAUGAUGGGCCUGGAUAGUAGUUUAAGGAGAUAUCCCAAGCUUAUGAUGUUCUCAGUGAUGCUGAGAAAAGAGAAAUCUAUGACCAGUAUGGUGAAGAGGGCAUCAAGGAGGGAAUGGGGGGAGGUGGUGGUGCUCAUUCUCCUUUUGACAUUUUUGAAUCAUUUUUUGGUUCGGGAGGUUUUGGAGGAGGUGGCAGUUCCAGAGGAAGAAGGCAGAGACAAGGAGAUGAUGUGGUUCACUCUUUGAAGGUCUCUUUAGAGGACUUGUACAAUGGGACGACCAAGACACUCUCACUGUCGAGGAAUGCUCUUUGCUCCAAGUGUAGAGGUAAGGGAUCAAAGAGUGGAGCGUCUGGGACAUGUUAUGGAUGCCAUGGCACAGGAAUGAAAGUUACAACUCGACAGAUUGGAUUGGGCAUGUUUCAGCAGAUGCAGCAUAUCUGCCCCGACUGUAGAGGCUCAGGUGAGGUAAUCAGCGAGAGGGAUAAGUGCCCUCACUGUAGAGGAAACAAGGUCAAUAAAGAAAAGAAGGUGUUAGAGGUUCAUGUUGAGAAGGGCAUGCGUCAUGAACAAAAAAUAACUUUCCAGGGUCAAGCUGAUGAAGCUCCCGAUACAGUCACAGGGGACAUUGUCUUUGUGUUGCAACUUAAAGAACACCCCAAGUUCAAGAGGAAAGUUGAUGAUUUAGAAAUGGAACACACGAUUAGCUUGACUGAGGCACUCUGUGGGUUCCAAUUUGAGCUUACCCAUCUUGAUGGGAGACAUCUGCUCAUAAAAUCAAAUCCUGGAGAGGUGAUAAAACCUGGUCAGUGCAAGGCGAUCAAUGACGAGGGGAUGCCUCAGCACGGCAGGCCAUUCAUUAAGGGGCAGCUGUAUAUCAGGUUUAAGGUGGAAUUCCCAGUGCAUGGAGCUCUGUCGCCUGAGCAGUGUGGUACUAUAGAGACCAUACUGCCAUCAAGGUCAGGUAAGAAGUUGAGCGAUAUGGAGAUUGAUAAUUGUGAAGAGACGACUUUGCAUGAUGUGAACAUGGAGUAUGAGGAUAGGCGCAGGAAGAUGCAGCAGCAUCGUGAGGCAUAUGAUGAAGAUGAUGAGGACGAUGAUGAGCCAUCGAUGCAACGGGUUCAGUGUGCCCAGCAGUAGUAGUAGCGUUUAAGUUUACUGUUUUCACGUCUGUCAUUCACGGUUGCUUACAGAUUGUGUUGUGUUUUCGGCUUUUUGCCAUUCGGUUAUUGAAUGGCCUGGUUUACUCUGCCCUUAGUGUAUCGACUGCAGAUUGUUGUUCCUUAUGGCUUAAUAAUAGUACGAUGAUGAUUAUUUUUAUAUUAAUAGUGAUAUAUUUUUCUUCUUGAAA